GUAUGUUUGACCAACCUCCAGAUCGAUAUUCGAUAGCAUCCCAGGUUGUACUUACUUCCGCCAUCCUGUUGCCUGUAUCAACGGUCUGGAUAGUGGAAGGGCAAUGUUGUACGCAAGCACUGCGGCACAACUUCGUUGUCUUUAAACAUCAGCCAGCCAGUUAAAGUAAUCCUUCCUGCAGGGGAGCCUAAUCGCGUGCUCUGGUCUUCUUGCAAAAUGUAAAGUGUAAAGCAAAGCCUUUUAAAUGUUAUACAAGGUUGUAAGUAUCGUUCUGGAACACACCAUCACCCGAGUUUCCGUCAAACUUUUCAGGGACAGACUGAACAGUACUAUUUAUUCUCUAGUAGCAAAUGUAUCGUGCAUGAUUGUUAAAUCCGAUACAAUCUCUAGAAAGAUUUGAUUAUUUUAUUUGUCGACGGACAAUCCUCAGAGACAUAAUAUAGCAUAAGUAUAUUCUUUCCCUUUUGCUCCGUUUCUUAAUACCAUCUUCCUGUGGACAAGACACGUCCUUUGGUUUGCGGAAAUGGAAGAAGAUUAUGCUAGCCCUGGGAUAAUUUCUCAAGUAUUGUUGCCGAACAUCUCGGCAUGACCACCUCCGAUAUACAGCCAACAUCCAGUUUCGCCGAAAUGGGAGGCACGUCAUUGAACGCUGUAUCGACGGUGCUAAAGUUACAAGAAUCCGGAUAUACCGUCACCGUCGAGCAGUUUAUGCGCAAUCAGAAUCUGGAUGCGUUGUUGCAGAUAGUGACGUCGGCUGAUGCGAAUACUAACCAUCAGCAUGACUAUGUUAUAAAAAAUCUUAAGGAGAAUAUCGAACUAAUUCCUGCCGCGCAGAAGCUCUUGUCCGACAGCUUCAUGGCAAAAUGUGAAUGGUAUUCUAAGUGCGGCAAUAUGCUAGCAGAUGACCUCACGACCGUGUAUGAAAAGUGGUGGGAUGCCCUGGUCGAUGACAGUUUCGCUGUUCUUACCCAAGAUGGCACGAUGAAAGCGGCAUCUUUGGCCGGAGACCUGACGGUCAUACAGAACCUGGAUUUAACGGAUAUUCAUCCGCAUUUCAUCACGAUACUGGAUAUGCUACAGUCCAUUACCACACCAGUUUUGCUCAAGUACAAUCCUCAAAAUCGUCAGAAUGUCGUUUUUUCAAAAUUUAUGCUUGGAGCCGCCACAGACAAUACGGCCGAAGAAAAUGUUGCUUUAUUCCUGCUCAUGGAGCGAAAACUGCGUGAUUUGGCCCAAGAAAAGCAUUACACAAUUACUUUGGCAGAAAAUGUGAGCCCGUUAACGCAGCAAAUAUCGGAUUAUUUGGGUUGUACGCGCUGUGCAGAAAUUUAUCCUUGCACAUGGGAAGAUGCCGAUGGCCAAAAACCUUUUGCCGCUUGUAGCAUGGAUUUUAACGUGACCGUCGACGUUUUUGAGUUAAAUAAGCUUGAUGAGAAAGAGUAAAAGUAACAUUAUUGAGAUUCUGGCUUUAUUUGUAGACUAUAAUCUCAGUUUAGGAAUUGCCCGUGUGUAUAUGUGACGUGUAAGUUCGAAAAAUUUAACUUGCUAAAAAAGACGGCAAAGCUCCUUAAUACCAUGUGAACGAAAAGAAAAACUAGCUGGACACAUAAUAGCAGUAAAGUCGUAUUUAAAACCAAAACAAUCACAUCUUAAUUCGUCGUUUUAAAAAAUUCAAAUGAUUUUUAUUUAUUAGUGUUUGAAUCUUUUUUGUUGGCGGCAUUUUUCUCUGUGUGAUUCGAAGCCGUUCCACCUCGUCCGUUGCCGUUUCCGGCGGUUGAUCCAGAUUUCUGAGGUAAAGCAAUUGGUCCAGUUGGUAAGAAAUUGCCUUGUCCGGGCGGCAGAACCGGCACAGGUCCGAUUGGAGUCUGUGCAUGCAGCAUCAUAUGCGGCCCACCCCGUGGCACACCCUGAUUGGGGUUAAUGUUAAAUCCACCCGGUCCACUUGGUGACGGCGGCUGAAGUGGCGAUCCCAUCGCCACGUUGGGUGGAAAAAGAAACGGAGCAUUGGAAGGUGGAGGCACGUUGCCGGUCGACCGUUCAUUGCAGCUGGAUUGAAGUUCACUGGGCCUCCCGGCAUAAAUGGCGGUUGGUUUUGUUCCACCAUUUGGCGCAGGUCUUUGAGCGCGCUGAUAUUACGCAGCAACUGGUCGUUAGCUAAUAACGUUAGGUUCUGUAGAAUGGUCUCAAUGUUGAAUGGGAGGGGAAAGGGUGGCGGCGGAAUUACGGGUUGGUUAUUAAAGGCGCUCCGGGAUUAUUGGGUUGUUCGGGGAUCGGCGGCGCAGGGGAGAUGGAUAGGUCACGACUGAAAACGCCGCUACGUUGCCUGCUGGAUUCGGUGGGGUCGAUACAACCCUGCUGCAUCAAGAAAUCGUGAAAAUUUAGCUCGCCCAGGAAGCUCAUACUGCGUUUCUUUGUCCAUCUCUUAGCCAGACCCAAUUCCAAAUAGUUGCCAACCAUUGGAUCAAAAUUCUCGCCAAAUCCAUAUCUGUUGUUAUAAGAGACUGGUUCAUUACAACGUAAAAAC
Molecule: messenger RNA, 2524 nt
Organism: Paramacrobiotus metropolitanus
Lineage: Eukaryota; Metazoa; Tardigrada; Eutardigrada; Parachela; Macrobiotidae
Product: beta-alanyl-bioamine nonribosomal peptide synthetase ebony-like
Exons: 5
Coding region: 586-1443 (285 amino acids)
Source: RefSeq, a predicted model, not a curated record